Messenger RNA from Talaromyces stipitatus ATCC 10500, 1470 nucleotides. RefSeq lists its product as uncharacterized. The record is from RefSeq and is a predicted model, not a curated record. The transcript has 2 exons. NCBI's taxonomy places the organism in Eukaryota, Fungi, Ascomycota, Eurotiomycetes, Eurotiales, Trichocomaceae. The coding region runs from base 288 to 1235 and encodes 315 amino acids.
CCGGAAGCGGAAUGCGGAGCGCUUACUCGGUGGGGCAUCACUAAUCAUCAUCACUCAGGAGAGUCAACCGCCUCUACAACCACAGUUCACUCUCAACUAUACCACAGGAUACCAAUCUACGGAAUCUCUUUCCAUUUCUAUACGUCAUUGAUUCAGCCUACACUAUAUACUCCAAUGGGCCUUCGAAGUCGACCGUUACCAAGUACAACUACACAUUCACUCGCAUUACGCUGAUAACCAGGGGAAAACUGCCGUAUCUUUAUCAAUGGUCGAUUAUUGUCUCAAUCAUGUCUCUAUCUACCGAUAUCUCGUCGCCGUUCAAGGUUCCCGCAGAGGUAAUGGCUGUGCUUGAGCACGACGAGGCGUUCCAGAGUCUCCGCCAACACUGUUCGGAGUCAUCGAGUCUCUGCCCCUUCCACAAUGAAGAAUGCAGCGAACAGCAACGCGCCGUCUUCCAAUUGCACCGUGACGUCAUCUACACCCUUCUCCUCCCUUUGUUCGAAAUCCACAACCAAGCAACCCAAAUCGCGACUCGUGUACUGGGCAGACGACAAGGCACAGAACCCGAACGAGCCUUUCGCGGCCAGGCCCGUGGCGCUUUUACCUGGUUACACUGCAUUCUGACCGAGGAACGGGACUUUUGUCUGGCGGAGGGAUGUCCCGCUUGUAUCGUCUUGCAUGUCCUUUCUUCGGAACCCACGAUUCGUCUGGUUACAGUGGCUUGUCUGCUGUGCGACUUUCUCUCGUCCACCGAUUUCGCAGUGCAGAAACUUCAUCAUGGUCACCCGGAUUUUGGUUUUUGGCUGGAAGCAAUGGAGAACGCUGUCCGGGAAGAUCCUCUCUGGGGCGAGGCAUUUUGGCCGGAAAUCCGUCACAGAGCGGAAAGUCUGGCUGUCGACAUUAAGUAUUUGAUCAUGCAGUGUGUUGAACUUCGCACCGGCACCGAAUUACAGCGAACAUCGUCUACGGCCAGUAGUAACAGCAGCGCCAAGUCUUCCUGUUCAGUGACCAUGCGAUCAGAUCGCCAUGCAUACCGGGUUCAUGUGCGCAGUAUCCCGGUCCAACCAUCAGCACUCGCCAGACGACAACUAAACAUGAUGUGGGAAGAACAAGAACUCGUCUCAAAAUUCCUUCUCCAGGGAUAUCUCAAUUCAUUAUGCUGGAGUGAUCGUCACCGGAAGAUGCUCGAAUUCUCAAAGACGGGAUCAUUAUAUCUUUCCCCCGGAACCAUUUAACACUUUUUACACUCUUUUCUCUUUCCUUUCGUGCACAUAUUCGACUCAUUCUUUUCUUGUUGAUUCAUUUGUUAUAUCAUUUUUAUACCCUUAUGUUAUAGAAUCCAAUACAUCGGAUCUGGAUUCGGGCUAGCGUUGGAGUCGGGGUUUAUCCAUAUACAUGGGUCUGUUGAGCAGGCAUAUUUUCUCUAACUAUUACUCGAUAUUCUUAAUUUCCUAAUUUCAUUCGAGAAUA